GAAUGAUAAAAAAUGAAUGUUCAAGAUAAUGAAUAAUAAAAUUUCCCAAUUCUCAAUUUUUCAAACCGGAUUGUGUUUUAUAAAGUCUAAUUCUAUAUAAUUUACAUGUUCUCAUUUUUUACAAAAAUUAUUGAUAAAUUAUAAGAUGGAAGAUGGUAGAUAGUAGAUGAUAGAUGGUAGAUGCAGAUAAUAGAUGGUAGAUAUAGAUGGUAGACUGUAGAAGGUAGAUAGUAGAUGAUAGAUCAUAGAUGGUAGAUGGUAGAUUCAGGAUUCAGACGCGUGCGCCUUGAGAGGCGUUAUAAUCGCGCUUGCUGACGAAUUACAGUCAAAGACCUGAAGAAAAGCAUUUGGGCGUGGUUUUUGAACUCGUUGUAUCACUCUUAAAAGGCAGCAUAAGAAACUGAGUAGAAUUUAACGAAACAACGAAGUACAUACUAAAUAGUACAUUGAAUUUGUUAUGAAGAGGUGAAAAUAUGUGGCAUUAUGCAGCAAACGAUCCUAGAAUUAACAGAACACCAAAAGUUGAUUAAAAAACACAAUUUUAUUUGCUUAAAAAAGUUGUCAACGAGUGAUCGAGGCCAUUUAAAGUUAAAUGGCACGUCGGGGCGCGGUGACGUCACGGUUUAAACGUCACGACGCACAGGCAUUCAUAUCAUCGUUAGCGUCAAACUAUAUCGUGAGUUUGUAUACAAAUUACAUGUAUCUUGUAUCUAAAAUAUCACUGAGAACUAUUUACUGGUUAAUAUUCAGUAUUUGUAAACAUAACCGAAAAUUAUACUUUUUAAAGUAAUGAAAAAUUUUUAAACAUAUAUAAAUAUUUAUAUUCUUUUAAUAUUUUAAACAUGUUUUCUAAAUGGUUAUUAUAAUUUAUCAUGCUUGGUAACUACUCGACUAAUUGUUUGAUACAAGUAAUAAAAAGUAUGUGAAUUUCAAUUAAUUUGAUAUACAAUGUAUCAUCAACGACUUAAAACUCCAUUCCAUAGACAUACGUCAUCUACGUCAAUUAUAUAUAUGCUUUUGGAUGGUGCUCUGUUGUGCCAGAAGCGUUAUGAUUAAAAUGAAAUUUUUAUAAGAUACAAAAUGAAUAACUGAAAAUUAAAGCAAGAUAUAGUGCCAUGCAGCCCCGCCUAGAUGGGAAGCUUGCCUUACUUUAUACAUUAUUAGUCUUGCAAGUUUUAAUUGUUAUGAUUUAUGUUGCUACAACUCCACCUUCCGAAUUAACUGUGUCUACAACUCAUACUUCUGUUACAUUUGUAAAAUUUGAAGAACCGCAGAAACCUCAAAUACAACAAACUAAUUAUAAAAAGUUUCCCAUCUACCAGACAAUCAAUGGAGAGGUAAUACUGAAAGAUGUCAAGACUUUUGCACUAUUUGAAGUAUAUAACCAUACCAUAUGUUGGAAAUAUGGAGUGGAUGAUCAGAAAAUGAGAAAUAGUGAAGAUCUUCAAAAAUGUAUUUGCGCUCAUGGAUGGCACGGUUCGGAUUGUGGUCAACCAGAAGUUGUUUGGAGAGCAAUUAUGGCAUCGAAACAGAAUAUUAAAUUAAAACAUCGUAAAAUAGCUAGACGUAUUAUUCAUGCAUUUUUUCUGCAUGAAUAUAAUUCAGCAAUCGCAGAGGUGAUAGUAGAGGAAUUAUACAAUGUAGUAGAUCUUUUUGUAAUCUGUGAUUUCAGUAAUGCAGAAGACAAUUUUCAUCAUAAGCUACUUAAAGGUUUAUUGCAACAUAAGCAGAAGAAGAUUUUAUAUAUUAAUGUAGCAACAAAGAUACACAAACCAUCAAGAGUAGUGUCUAAAUAUAUUUGGGAGAAAAUGAGAACUGUAGUACGAAAUCUAAGGGAUGAUGAUAUUUAUGUAACGACUGAAUCAGAACAAAUAUUAAACUCUAGGGCAUUAAUGUUCCUCAAGGUAUAUAAUGGAUGGCCACAACCUAUUGGUUUUAGACUAAGAUGGUCCGUUUAUGGAUUCUUUUGGCAACAUCCACUUAAAACAACAAUAACAGUUGGUGCCUGUACGAUUGGAUUAAUGCAUGAAGCUUAUCAAUCAAAUUCUAUCAUGUUGGAGCAAUUAGAAGGAGAUAUCAGCGAAAGAGACAGCCUAGGCCUAGUAAUAGGAGAUUUAAAUCAUUAUGGAGGAUGGUACUGUUAUCUAUGUCAAGCACCUGCAAAUAUUAUAACUAGUUUACAGAAUAAGAUCAAAUCCAAAGAAAUUGAAAUAGAUAAGACUAUAGAUGUACCAUUCAUUGAGGACCUAAUAGGAAGUGGAUUAUGGUUAGAUGGAAAAACUAAUCUCCUAAGAGUCUCUAAAUCUCGGGACCUCUAUUUUGCGCCUGAAACAAUAUUUAAUAAUACAUGGAAGUAUGACUGGCUAGUAGAAAAUUUUUAUGCUAAAUUAGACUAUUACUAACAUACUGGUUACACCUGACUGUGAUAUUAACUCAUAUUCAAUACUCAAUGUAAACUAUAUAAUAUUGUACUGAAUUUAUAUACCAAAAUAAUAUGUUGAAUGAAUUGUGAAUGUUAAAUGAUUUAUAUACAUAUAACUUAUAAAAAAAUUAAUUAUUACUAUUGUUUUUAUUUAUAUCCUUUCAUAUAUUACUA
Messenger RNA from Megachile rotundata (alfalfa leafcutting bee), 2596 nucleotides. It is a transcript of the gene Mgat3, whose product is annotated as beta-1,4-mannosyl-glycoprotein 4-beta-N-acetylglucosaminyltransferase. Gene Ontology annotation, cellular component: membrane. Gene Ontology annotation, biological process: N-acetylglucosamine metabolic process. Lineage: Eukaryota; Metazoa; Arthropoda; Insecta; Hymenoptera; Megachilidae. The record is from RefSeq and is a predicted model, not a curated record. Gene Ontology annotation, molecular function: beta-1,4-mannosylglycoprotein 4-beta-N-acetylglucosaminyltransferase activity.